Molecule: messenger RNA, 1394 nt
Organism: Leptomonas pyrrhocoris
Lineage: Eukaryota; Euglenozoa; Kinetoplastea; Trypanosomatida; Trypanosomatidae
Exons: 1
Coding region: 567-1394 (275 amino acids)
Source: RefSeq, a predicted model, not a curated record
GUUCUGUUGCUAUCGCGGGGCCACGUAGAAAGCUCUUGAAGUUUGUUUUCUUCUCUGUGGUACGCAUUUCCGGCUGCUGGAAACCUCUGCCGGAAGAAACUCUCAUUCAGUUACUCGCCCUUCGUAAGCGCGAAAGCCCUCCUUGAACACGUGUUCAACAAAAAACCUGUGCCUCCUUCACCAGCGCUGUUACUUGGGGCAGGAGAGGCCCCCCGGGGACAAGCGUAUAUCCAUUAACGAUCUUUUUAGCUUUUUAUAUCCCCGCCGAGGCUUUCUCAUCGCUGCGUUCUCCUCGGUGCGCUUACACGAAUGCCACUGCAGUCGUUGAGGUACUGCACAUCAACACAGCAAAGCGAGCGCUUCCCUUUUUAUUUUCUCUAAUACAGCUACUCCGAUAAUCGCAUUUACUAUCGUCCAUUCAAUUCGGCGGAAGACUGCCACACCCUCCUUUAGGUUUCUGUUUUCGUCGGUUCAUUCGAAAUCUGUGAUGCGUAACGCCUUCGCUACCUUCUCCUUGUAACUAAUUGAGUAACUACCCCAACACAACCACCACAACCACUACAGGGAUGUCCACACUUGAAAAGGAGAUAUCUUUUCUCCUCGCUGUAGCGGUGCUGGUGGGGAAUGAAGAGGGCAUCACAGACGAGGCGCAACAAGAGCGGGUGGUGGAGUCGUCUCGCCAACUUUCUUCAAGAGAGCGCGACGUGCUCUCGGAGCUUCUCCUCUCUGAAAAACAAGCCGACGACUACUCCGUCCGCGCCUCCGACGCGCCGCCCCCUCUUGCAGAAAUGGUCACCCUCCUUGAGGAGAGUCCGUUGUCUGCCAUGUACACCGGUGAGACGACGAGCCCAUACACGCGCUUCAUUCUCAGCUUUUACAGCUCCGCCCUUUACGCGCAGCUCCCGGCGAAGGUGAACACCGCAGCAGUGCGGCUCUUCCAACGCUUCCUGUGCACGUGCCGCAAAGAGACGCUGGGCCGCCUGCACGAAGGCUGCGGCAACACGACGAUGGACGUGGUGCUGCGCGAGUGUCUCACCCUCGCUGGGAAUAUUUCUUCCACCGUGCAGAUCGCCUCCCCGACGAACGUGACGGGUGCGGUGCUGGGCGAACUCGACUACGACGCCCACGAGGUGUCCCCGCUGGACUUUUUGGAUGUCUUUGUGCCGCACAUCCCGUAUCUCUCGCAGAUGUGCCAGCAGGCGUCUCUGCUGCUGCUGGCCCACGAGGACAUGCUGCACGCGCCGUCGUCGUUUGUUGUCCUGCUCACAAUUCUCUUCACCGUGCGGAACAUGGGCGGUGGGGAGGAGCAGGUGGCGCGUCUCAUGCGUGCGUGGCCGGACGAGCGACAGGCGCUGUUUUCCCGCAUGAACGCCUUCUUAAACAACUUCACAUAG